AUUAUGAUAAUCGCGAUAAAUCGAGAAUUUUUUUUUUUUUUGUGAAAUGACCUCUUUUUUUUUUUCUAGAAAAAAGAGAAAAUUCAAAUCACGGUCUAUUUAAGUAAUGCAGGCUUUUACACGACAAAGUUAUUUACUAAAUGGAGGCUCAAAAAUAUUGAAUUUUCAGAUUCAAUUAAUGAAAAGAAGUUUUACUAGUACAAAUAUUGCCAGAGAUGCGGCUGCUCAAGAAAGUAGUAGUAGUUCAACAAAGAUAGGAACAUCUGUACAGCCAACGAGAAAACCUAUCGGCGGGUUCCGUGGGGGUCUAAUUGGGUUUUUAGUGGGUUUAACUAUCGCAGGAGGAGCAGGAUACCAUUAUCUUUUAGAUGAAUAUAAUACAGCAUCUAAACUUUUAUUAAGUUCUGUCGAAGAACUUCAAAAGUCCACCAACAAGGUUCGUGAUUAUACUCGAAAAAUUGAAAGAGUCGAACUGGAAUUGAAAGCUCUUCAAAUGAGUGCUGCUACAAUAGACCAAAUUAAAGAAUUAAGGGGUGAAGUUCGGCAAUUAUACGAUUCCCUCCACAUAGAAGAUCUCGAAUUAAAGGCUUACAUAUAUGGUAUAGAACAAGAUGUUCAAGCUAUUAUGAAAAAAGUUAAAUAAUUCAUAAUAUUUAAAAAAGGAAAAAUAAAUAAAAAAAAAUCAAAUAAAAUGAUUUUUCAUAGAUGGCUAUUAAUAAUUAUUUAUUAGAG
This is a messenger RNA of Rhizophagus irregularis DAOM 181602=DAOM 197198, 732 nucleotides long. RefSeq lists its product as uncharacterized. The record is from RefSeq and is a predicted model, not a curated record. Lineage: Eukaryota; Fungi; Glomeromycota; Glomeromycetes; Glomerales; Glomeraceae.